AUGCAAUUAAAAUUCCCCCAACAACUCCCUCUCGGAAAAGCUCAUCCGGGCAUUCUUCACCAAUAUACCUCCAAUCUCGUCGCCUUCGAAUACACGCACGUCGACGCCCCCAAACCCCACACCCUCAUCUUCAUCGGCGGUCUCUCCGACGGCCUGCACACAGUCGAUUACCUAUCUGACAUCGUCACAGCCCUACAUCACACCUCCUGGUCCGUAUUCAACGUCGUACUUUCGUCUUCAUACACAGGAUGGGGAAUGGGUCGCGUGGGGAAAGAUAUCGACGAGAUUGCGAAAUGCGUCGCGUAUGUACGGCAAUAUAAGCGGGAGGUAUACGGGUCCUCCCUGGGAGGAACCGGGGGACCAGAGGGAGAGAAAGUCGUGAUCAUGGGCCAUUCGACAGGGAGUCAAGAUGUGAUGAGUUACCUGUGCGAGACGAAUCCGCGGCCUCGACAUGCGGUCCUUGAUCGCGACGCGGAGUACGAGGUUGUGACGAGAGGCACAGUGGAUGGGGCAAUUAUGCAGGCGCCGGUUUCGGAUCGCGAAGCUAUCUUGUCGGUGGUGGAGUCUGGGACGGAGAGAGAGAGCCCAGAGUCCAUGGGAGUGUUGUUGACGGAUGCGGUGGGGGAGGCGGAGAGGAAGACCUACGAUUAUUAUCACUAUUCUUCUGGCGAUGGGCGUGGCUCUACGUCUACGUCCACGUCUACAGAUGGGGAGGUUCUCGUCACCGAUACGCUUGUUCCUUUGCAGGUGACUGCGCGCAUCGGCUACGGCGCCUCCACGGCGGUUACUAGUCGACGGUUCUUGAGUCUUGCGAGUCCGCGCAGUCCGGAGCAUCCGGCGGAAGAUGAUCUGUUUAGCUCGGAUCUGAGUGAUAAGCAGCUGCGGCGCACGUUCGGGGUGCUCGGGACGCGAGGCCUGUUGGGGCCCGGCGGUAGGCUGCUGGUGCUGUAUUCGGGGCGCGAUCAGUCGGUCCCGGCGUACGUGGAUAAAGAGGCGCUGAUGGGUCGGUGGAAGACGGCGGCCGGGGAAAGCUGGGAUUCAGGGAGUUUGGUGAUUCCCGGGGCGUCGCAUGCGUUGAGUGAUGAUGAUCAGAAGGAGCCGCGGAGGGUGUUGGUCGAGAGGGUGAUGGGGUAUUUGGAUGGUGUGGAGAUUUCUCACACAUCAUCUGAAUUUGCUCCAGAUAUUAUCCGCGCCUGUACACCACACCGACUCAAGGAGCUCAAACGGUUUUCCCGCCUGGGAGGUCCAGACACCUCAGAUCUUCGGGAUCACUUUAAGCCCAGCGAAGGGUUCUCAUACUUUCCGACCCUGUCUCAGACGCAAGACUCGGAGCCCUCGUUGGCAAAGAUGAAAAAGACCGGCGGGGUGACUGCCUCCUGUCUGAACUUCGAGCAGCACCUGAUUGAGCAUGAGGUCUUCCUCGCGGGGUGCAGGCGCCUCGAUGGUAGAAGACUAGAUCCGCCGCAGGACCUGGCCAUCAUCAGGCAGCAAUUAUCACAACGUCGAACCUCUCUUUCCGAAUCGAACUUUUCCGCCAAUGACUUUCAGGACUUUACAGACGCGGAUUUGCAGGCCAGAAAAGAGCACCACGUUAAAGCAUCCAUCGUGCCCAUCAUCGAAGGCAGUCAGAGCGACUCCAGCUGUACCGACGGGGACAGAUACCCUUUCACGAAUCUGUCGCCCUUAACAGACGGGUUGCUGGUGCCUGCGACGCCCGAUGACUUCUCCAGCGCCCCGCCCGAUCGCCUAGAUGCUCGAAUUCGAAGUGAUCUGGAAGGACAGAUCGUCCCCUCAGCGGAGACUUAUCUACCGAUCGCUCCGAACUUCUUUUUGGAAGUUAAGUGCUCCGAUGGGUCAUCGGCGGUGCUUCGUCGGCAAGCUUGUUAUUACGGCGCACUAGAGGCCCGGACAAUACAUGCGUUGCAGACGUUUGGGCAAGGUCCUCCCGAACCAGCAUACGAGAUGCCACUUGCGAUUACUGUGGCGUAUACCAGUGGCACCCUGCUAUUAUAUGCGCAUUCUCUGGUGGUGCCGGAAAACGCCGACGAUGGGCCCCUAUAUGUCAUGACGCAACUGGGAGGUUGGUGCUUAAUGGGAGAUCUGAAAAGCCUGCGACAGGGCUUGAUGGCUUAUCGCAAUGCUCGCAAUUAG
Messenger RNA from Aspergillus affinis, 2151 nucleotides. RefSeq names its product non-cytosolic esterase/lipase. The record is from RefSeq and is a predicted model, not a curated record. NCBI's taxonomy places the organism in Eukaryota, Fungi, Ascomycota, Eurotiomycetes, Eurotiales, Aspergillaceae. The coding region runs from base 1 to 2151 and encodes 716 amino acids. The transcript has 4 exons.